Molecule: messenger RNA, 1089 nt
Organism: Cryptomeria japonica (Japanese cedar)
Lineage: Eukaryota; Viridiplantae; Streptophyta; Pinopsida; Cupressales; Cupressaceae
Product: large ribosomal subunit protein uL30y
Exons: 7
Coding region: 163-894 (243 amino acids)
Biological process (GO): maturation of LSU-rRNA from tricistronic rRNA transcript (SSU-rRNA, 5.8S rRNA, LSU-rRNA)
Cellular component (GO): cytosolic large ribosomal subunit
Molecular function (GO): structural constituent of ribosome; RNA binding
Source: RefSeq, a predicted model, not a curated record
UUUUGACGUCCUUUUAGCUGUCAAGUUCCCAUUUUUUCACAAAACCCUAAUCCUUUUAGUAAUAAAAACCCUUGCUGUUCCAUGUUUAUAUUUCUCUAGGGCGUAGCAGUGGAGGCCAAGCAAGGACGCCGCAGCUAAGUUUUCAGAAGACCGGGAUUCAGAAUGAGUGCAGAGGAGGUAAAGAUUGUACCUGAGUCGGUUCUCAAGAAGAGGAAAAGAAAUGAAGAAUGGGAGAAGAACAAGAAGCAGCAGUUGGAAGCUGCAAAAGUAAAAAAUGCUAAAAACCGUAAACUGAUCUUUAAGAAGGCUGAGCAAUAUACAAAGGAGUACACGGAACAGGAGCGGGAGGUUAUCACAUUGAAGAGAGAGGCAAAAAUGAGAGGAGGCUUUUAUGUUGAGCCAGAAGCUAAGCUAUUGUUCAUUAUUCGAAUCCGUGGUAUCAAUGAUAUGCAUCCAAAGACCAGAACGAUUACGCGACUUCUGCGUCUUAGGCAGAUCUUCAAUGGUGUCUUUCUAAAAGUGAACAAAGCAACAAUGAACAUGUUGCAUCGGGUUGAGCCAUAUGUGACCUUUGGAUAUCCAAAUCUAAAAAGCAUAAGAGAGCUGAUUUACAAGAGAGGUUACGGAAAGGUAGAUAAGCAGCGAAUUCCUUUGACUGACAAUUCUGUCAUUGAAAAGGUUUUAGGUCAAUAUGGCAUAAUCUGUAUUGAAGAUCUUAUACAUGAGAUUGUUACUGUUGGCCCCAACUUCACAAAAGCAAACAACUUUUUAUGGCCAUUCAAGCUCAGCGCUCCAUCUGGUGGACUGAAGAAGAAACGUAACCACUACAUUGAAGGAGGUGAUGCUGGGAAUCGUGAACAGAAGAUCAAUGAGCUGAUCAGGAGAAUGAAUUAGCUGUGUUAAUUAUUUUGUUUUUAAGUCCGAAUUAGUAAUCUUGCUGGUAGCUGCUUGAUUUGUUUCUGGUUAAAACGCUUGAAAUCUUGCAGCAUGAGAGACAAUUUUGCCUUGCAUUUUUUAGAAAGUAAGUUAAUUGUUCCAUCUUUUGCACAAACAUGGAUAAGCUUUUAAAUCAGCACAUAGCAUUUUAUA